Molecule: messenger RNA, 579 nt
Organism: Andrographis paniculata
Lineage: Eukaryota; Viridiplantae; Streptophyta; Magnoliopsida; Lamiales; Acanthaceae
Exons: 1
Coding region: 1-579 (192 amino acids)
Molecular function (GO): protein binding
Source: RefSeq, a predicted model, not a curated record
AUGGAUUGGUUUUCUUGGCUCUCAAAAACAAACUUAGAUCCGAUCCUCGUGUACGAAUAUAGCGCCAUCUUAGCCCACAACGAGCUCGAGGAGAAUGACUUACCCUACUUCGACCACGAAUUCCUCCAAAGCAUGGGGAUUUCAAUAGCCAAGCACCGUUUAGAAAUCCUCAAGCUCGCCAAAAAAAUCAAAGUCAAAAAAUUCCCGCUCCCCCUAUCAAAAAUUUUGACGGCGAUCAGACAAACAAAAAAGCUCGUUUCCAAAUAUGUCAGGAAGUGGGCGCAUAGUCACGAAUCCACACUAGCCCUCGUGCCUAAGCACAAUCAUAGCGAGAUUUUAUGGCAAAGUGAUAUGGUGAAGAGGAGCAAGAGGGUUCAAGUGGUUCGACCACGGCUAUUGAUCACCAAUGGGAGCCCUUAUAAGGCGCCGUCUAGCCCUAAAAAGAUCGAUGUUUUUUUGGACCCUUUCUUAGAUAAGAUCGAUCAUGAAGGUGAUGGAGGUGCCCAGAAUGAGUUUUUGUCAAGUACCGAUGAGGAGACAAGGUGGGAUAAAAUGUUCGACAACCUUAAUCCAACUUGA